AUGCGCUCUCUGGGCAGCUUCCUUUCCACAUUGUGGAUCACGACCUUCGUCUCCGUCGUUUCUUGCACUCCUCUGCGAUCGAGGGCAACGUACACUAACCCCAUCGUUCCGGGCACCGCGGCGGAUCCUUGGGUGCUUCAGCACGGCGACUUCUACUAUUUGACCUACACCACUGGCGACAAUGUGGAAGUUCGCAAGUCUUCAAACUUGGCUGAAUUCGACGUCACGCCCUCCGUCGUUUAUGCCGCCACAGGCACGCAGACCGACUUCUGGGCGCCCGAACUGCAUUACAUCGACGGCGCAUUCUAUAUAUACGUUGCCAUCGACGAUUCCAACAAUAACAACGACCACCGCAUGUACGUUUUACAGGGGACGAGCACUACCGAUCCCACCCAGCCGUUCAACAUGGUCGGCAAGAUCGGAACGGCAGACGACAACUGGGCCAUCGACGGCACGGUCCUUUUGUACGGCACCGGCAAGAUGUACUUCAUCUGGUCGGGCUGGACCGACCCGUCCAACACCCUCUGGCAGAACCUCUACAUUGCCGAGAUGGACAGUCCGACCCACAUCACCGGUGACCGGGUCCUUCUGCACGAACCGAAUCCGAGCUGGCAGCAGACGGUGGAUUCGGCCGGCGUGCACGGAAUCAACGAAGGCCCCGAGAUCCUUGUGAACGCCGGGAGGACGUUCCUCGUUUAUUCGGCUGCAGGAAGCUGGACCCAAGACUACUGCCUGGCAUUCAUGGGCAUCGACAACCUCGCAGACCCACUCGUCAGAAGCAACUGGUGGGUGCUCGACGAUCGGCCGGUGUUUUGGAAGUCGGACGUCGCGUUCGGUCCUGGUCACGCUUCGUUCCCGUACGAUCGGAAUGGAGUCCCGUACAUCGUGUAUCACGCGAUGGCCGACCCGAACGCGGGCUGGGAUGGGCGCACCAUCCGCACGCAGACGUACGGCUGGAACUCCGACAACUCGCCCGCGUUCCCCUCGCCGUCCGCGCUGGGCGUCGAAUUCCCUCUUCCAGCUUGAUGAGCUCAUUCACGGCGUUCGAUGUGUGCAGCGCCUCACGGCUUCAUAGCGGGUGCGGAGCCUGUCGAGUCCAGGCUUGUCAUUGAUGAAAGUAGAGCUUACGGUUAUUCGACACGACCACGAUACGGGGUCUACUAUUAGCACUAUGUACAGUAACGAAAACGAUGAUUUU
This is a messenger RNA of Punctularia strigosozonata HHB-11173 SS5, 1198 nucleotides long. RefSeq names its product glycoside hydrolase family 43 protein. Gene Ontology annotation, molecular function: hydrolase activity, hydrolyzing O-glycosyl compounds. The record is from RefSeq and is a predicted model, not a curated record. Gene Ontology annotation, biological process: carbohydrate metabolic process. The transcript is spliced from 6 exons. NCBI's taxonomy places the organism in Eukaryota, Fungi, Basidiomycota, Agaricomycetes, Corticiales, Punctulariaceae. The coding region runs from base 1 to 1026 and encodes 341 amino acids.